UCUCAGCCUUUCCCUUAAAUUCAAUAAUCUUAUUCAUCUUUGUUCUGGAAGAGAGAGAGAGAGAGAGAGAGAGAGAGAGAGAGAGAGAGAGAAACCUUCUUUCUUCAUCCAUGGCGCCAUCGCUGCAGUCAAUCUUAUCAACACCAUCCUCACCAAUGGGGAGAGUAGAGAAGGCAACAAGCUCUGUUCUCAUGGCUCCAAACUGGCUCAUAAAUACGGACAUAACCCACACAAUAAACUCCAAUCCAUGGAAGGCAAAACCUUUUGUCAAGGCUGUGAAGAAACGCCUGCGAAACAAGAACUCCAGGGUUCAGUUCCUUGCUCUGACGCUUUUGGAGGCGAUGGUGAAGAAUUGUGGUGAUUUUGUGCAUUUUCAAGUUGUGGAUGUUGGAAUCCUGCAGGAAAUGGUCAAGAUUGUAAGAAAUACUAGAAAUAUGCAAGUGAGGGAGAAAAUUUUAGUACUGCUGGAAUAUUGGCAAGAGGAAUUUGGUGGGCCCAAUGGAAAGUAUCCGCAAUACUACUACACAUACGCUGAACUUAAGAGGUCCGGCAUACGGUUCGUACAGAGCCAAGUAGAAGAUGAUCUGCCAAUAACAAAUGAAACUCAAGUAGUCGAAAGAUUUGAUGAAGUAAUGGCAUCUGAAAGUUUCACAGAUUUGGUAAAUAUAAAAAAUGUUAUGGACUUAUUCAACAAUAUGCUGCAGGCUAUCAACCCAAAAGAUGAUGAAGCAAUCAAAGAUGAAGUUAUUACAGAUCUUGCCAGUCAGUGUCGUAUAAACCAGAAGAAGCUCAUGCAGCUGAUUGACACAACCGAGAAUGAUGGCUUCCUGCGUGAAGCACUUGCAACGAAUGACAGCUUACAAAAUGCACUUUCAAAAUAUGACGCACUUAUAAGACCAAGCGUCCCUCCUCCCCUUGCUCCUGCAAUCGCUGAACAAUCUGACGACAAAGAGGAAGAAGAAGAUGGUUUUUCACAUUUAGCAAAUAGGAAAUCUUUACUUAAAACAACUGGAGAACAAGAGAUCUCAGCAAACAAGGAUGGUGUAGACAAAAGCGAUGCAUUGAUCGUAUUUGAUCCCCCAGCGCCAGCUGAUUCUUCCAAGAAUGAAAGAGACAUGAUUGAUCUCCUGAGUCUCACAUUAUCUCCUCAAACAGAUAUGCCGUCGCCCCCGCCACCGCCUACAGCUAACCAGAAUCAAAAUCCAUUCUCCAAUUCUCCCAAUUGGGAAGAGUAUCAUAACUAUUCUCAGCCACGUAUGCCAAAUGAAGGAUAUACUACCUAUAACAGUUACAUCGCACCUUGGUCUCAAGUUGAUGUUGUUGAACAAUUACCACAGUAUACAAAUAACUAUCUAGCCACACCAUGGAUUUCUCCUGAAGCAAGCUUGAACCCCUUUGUAUCAGCAACAUCCACUCAGACCCAAUACCCGGAAUCUCAGUCUAGAGCGGUUAUAGGUUCCUCUGCUUCAACUGGGAUAGCAGAGAAUUCCAAAGCUCUACAGAAUUUUCGCUCAUUUGGGUCGAAAGAAAACCAGAUAUAUGCCACUCUAAUAAAUCUGAGAGACCCUUCCAGCGCUCCAAAACCAUACAAGCCAGACAAUCUAUUUGACGAUCUGAUAAAGUUGAGGAAUUCGGAUGGGAGUCUGAAAACCAGAGAUGUAUCAAGUCUCUGGGGAUCAGGGCAAGGCAUGGCAAGUGUUAAGUGAUAAGGUCAUAAUGGCUAUGUUGCGUUACUAAUAGCCAUGCAAAGUGGUUCCAUGGUGUGUGAAUAUCAUGAGAAGUGAUGGCUUCUUCCCUUUCCUCUGCAAUGAUUGAUUAUAUUAUAUUAUAGUGUUUAUGAGACUUGGAUUUUAUUGACUUGAUGUAUGAGUUUGUUUGGAUCUUGCAACCCUUUUUGCAUCUAUUGUAAAGUAUUUUAUUUUGAAAA
This is a messenger RNA of Phalaenopsis equestris, 1927 nucleotides long. Its product is annotated as TOM1-like protein 2. Gene Ontology annotation, biological process: protein transport to vacuole involved in ubiquitin-dependent protein catabolic process via the multivesicular body sorting pathway. The record is from RefSeq and is a predicted model, not a curated record. Gene Ontology annotation, molecular function: phosphatidylinositol binding; ubiquitin binding. Bases 111 to 1706 code for a protein of 531 amino acids. The transcript has 9 exons. Lineage: Eukaryota; Viridiplantae; Streptophyta; Magnoliopsida; Asparagales; Orchidaceae.